Messenger RNA from Thalassophryne amazonica, 4013 nucleotides. RefSeq names its product phosphodiesterase 8A (gene pde8a). The record is from RefSeq and is a predicted model, not a curated record. Gene Ontology annotation, molecular function: 3',5'-cyclic-AMP phosphodiesterase activity. Gene Ontology annotation, biological process: regulation of DNA-templated transcription; cellular response to epidermal growth factor stimulus; positive regulation of ERK1 and ERK2 cascade. NCBI's taxonomy places the organism in Eukaryota, Metazoa, Chordata, Actinopteri, Batrachoidiformes, Batrachoididae.
UCCGUUUUUGUAUUCGAAACUUGUGGACACGACGCGAGCUUGUUUUUCUGCGUGUCUCUCUCAGGCGGUGGUACCUCCACAUAUUGCGGUUUGACAUCUUUUUUUUUCCUUUUUCCACAAUGAGAGAAAAUCGUGGAGCCUGUCGGAGCCCGGUUUGUAGCUCUUCUCUGGCGGAUUAUUGUGGAGCGACUGACUGAAUGGAGCUUGAAGCCGUCUCCAACAUUCACUAGUUUGAUAAACUGGUGAAUUUGGGCUGAUAAAUGGAGCGUUCAGUCGGACUACAUGACACUAUGUUCCACGGGGGGUGUCUAUUACCGGAGCCACUGGCCGGAAUUAUACUCUGCGGUGUGAAUAUUUCAGCCUGUUGAUGAUGAACCACUCAGGACUGGAAGAAAGUGUGAGAACCGGAUUGUGGCCCGAGUGUUGAGCUGAAGCGGGCUAAUGCAUCAUUUUUGAAUUAAAAAAUAUUUUUUUGAUGGUUCCGUGGCGGAGGAGGAUGACAAAUGAAUGCUUGAACGCUAAAAAUGGAUAAGACUAUUGUCUGAAGCUGGCGGGAGGGCUUGGGGGGAACUCAUGUGUUUUAGGCCUACUUGAUAACAAGUUGAAGGGGUAAAAUGAUGUGGUACGAAGAGAAAUCUUCCAGCUGAACAAUAACAGAUUUUUCCCCACCACCCCAGGACAAGCAGAUGCUUUGAUUAAACACCUUCAGUUAAGUUCAUGUGAAAAACCAGGAGGAAAGCAGUUUCCUGGUGUUGGAGGUGGUGGUGGGGGACAGACAAUAUAUUAUUCAUGCCUUGUGUUGGAGCAGUUGCUUUGCUCUGGCCUAGAUGAUAUUUAUAUUUAAAAACAUAAAAGUGGAUGCUUAGGAAUAAGUGGACCUUAAACAUUAAAGGAGAGUUGAUGACACGAACUAAGGCCUGGCAGUGAAGCACUUGCACAAAGAGAGAGAGAGAGAGAGGGGGGGAAAAAAGGCUGAAGUGGGUUGAAGCAUGGGCUGUGCUUCAAGUAUUCAUAUCUCUGAUAGGGUGGUCUACCACAGUGGAAAAGAGUCUGAGGAUUCCCACUCACCCCAGCAGACUAACACCACUCAGCAUCAAGGAAAUCCUGCCUCUGGACUACCCCCGAAACCCCCAAGCUGUAAGACCACAUUAACAGAGGUGCAAUUUGGACCAAUGAAGUUAUUUAAAGACCCACUUCAGGUACUUUUAGUUUUUGCCAAAGACGACAGUCAGAGUAAUGGUUUCUGCUGGGCAUGUGAGAAGGCCAACUUCAGGUGCAGCCUGGCACGGACACCCGAGUCGGCUCUUGAGUGCUUCUUGGAGAAGCAUCACGACCUCGUCAUCAUUGACCACAGACAUUCCAGACACUUUGACGCUGAAGCACUAUGCCGGUCAAUUAGAGCGGCCACCUCUUCAGAAAACACUGUGAUAGUCGCUGUUGUGAAAAGGCCUGACAGAGAGGAAGCCUCUGUGAUGCCCCUGAUCAAUGCCGGCUUUAAUAGGAGAUAUGUGGAGAAUGCCAAUAUGAUGGCGUGCUAUAAUGAGCUGCUGCAGCUAGAGUAUGGAGAGGUGCGGGCCCAUGUCAAACUGAGGGCUGGAAAUGCUAUUUUCACAGCUCUAGAACAAAGCCAAGAGGCCAUAGAGAUCACUUCUGAAGAUCAAGUAAUUCAGUAUGUGAAUCCUGCCUAUGAGUCCAUCAUGGGCUACCAACAAGGCGAACUAAUAGGGAAGGAAAUAAUUGAAGUGCCUAAAAGCGAGAAGAAUAAGCCUGAUCUCCUUGAAACUAUAAACUCCUGCAUACGGAAAGGAAAGGAAUGGCAGGGAAUUUAUUAUGCCAAAAAGAAGAAUGGAGACAACAUUCAGCAAAAUGUGAAGAUUACACCUGUAAUUGGACAGGGAGGAAAAAUCAGACACUAUGUGUCUAUCAACAGGCCUUUAAAUGAUAACAAUAAGAGUGAUAAGACCAGUGAACGUGUGCAGGCAGAGUCUCAGACAGACAUCCCAUCCAGUAAGCACAAAGACCGGAGGAAGGGAUCCUUGGAUGUAAGAUCCACGACAUCUCGAGGGAGUGAUGGGAGCUCCCAGCGAAGACACUCAUCUAUGGCACGAAUCCACUCCAUGACAAUAGAAGCUCCCAUCACCAAGGUGAUCAACAUUAUUAAUGCAGCACAGGAAAGCAGUCCUAUGCCUGUGGCAGAGGCCUUGGAUCGUGUACUGGAGAUUCUGAGGACCACUGAGCUCUACUCUCCACAGCUAGGAACAAAGGAUGAAGACCCCCAUACAAAUGACCUUGUAGGAGGGCUAAUGACGGAUGGCUUACGCAGAUUGUCAGGAAAUGAGUAUAUCUUUUCCACAAAACAGCCUCACCAUGUCCCCAGUCACCUGACAACCCCGCUGUCAUUAAAUGACGUCCCACCUCGUAUAGCCCAGACCAUGGAGAAUGAAGACUCUUGGGAUUUUGACAUCUUCAACUUGGAGGCUGCAACCAUGAAACGACCUUUGACCUACUUGGGCUUGAAGAUCUUCUCUCGCUUUGGGGUCUGUGAUUUCCUUAACUGCCCUGAAGCCACUUUACGUUCUUGGCUGCAAGUGAUUGAAGCCAACUACCACUCCAGUAACUCGUACCACAACUCUACUCACGCAGCUGACGUCCUGCAUGCAACUGCAUAUUUUCUCAGCAAGGAGAGGGUUAAACAAAGUUUGGAUCCCAUUGAGGUGGCCGCAUUAAUUGCCGCUACUGUGCACGAUGUGGACCACCCAGGGCCGCACCAACAGCUUUCUGUGCACGCGGGGAGCGAGCUGGCAAUCCUUUACAAUGACACAGCUGUGCUCGAGAGCCACCACGCAGCACUGGCCUUCCAGAUCACCACAAGAGACGAUAAGUGCAACAUCUUCAAGAACAUUGAAAGGACUGAAUAUCGAACCCUUCGGCAGGCCAUCAUUGACAUGGUGCUCGCAACUGAAAUGACCAAACACUUUGAACAUGUCAACAAAUUUGUCAACAGUAUCAACAAGCCAUUGGCUGAUCUGGAGGAGAAUGGGGGAAAUGGUGAAGAGGAUUCUGUCAAAAGCAUUUUGACAUCACCUGAGAAUCGGAUCCUUGUCAAGCGGAUGCUGAUUAAGUGUGCAGAUAUCUCCAACCCAUGUAGGCCUCAGGAGCUCUGUAUAGAAUGGGCUGGACGCAUCUCAGAGGAGUAUUUUGCACAGACAGAUGAGGAGAAGAGACAGAACCUACCGGUGGUUAUGCCUGUGUUUGACAGAAACACGUGUAGCAUCCCAAAGUCCCAGAUAUCCUUCAUAGACUACUUCAUUACAGACAUGUUUGAUGCAUGGGAUGCAUUUGCAGACUUUCCAAACCUUAUGCAGCACUUGGACAACAACUUCAAGUACUGGAAAGGCCUGGAUGAAAGGAAACUGCACAGCCUACGACCGCCUCCAGAGUAGGUGUGGCCGCAUUCAGCCCCAGGACUCGACUCGACUCCUCUCUACUGCUGCGGUGUCUCUCUCCCCCUGACAGCUGAUCCAGCCAGGAGCCUCCUCGUCUUCACUGUCCUGCUUUUGUAGCACACCGAGCGUCCACAUGUCCGUCCAUCCAGUCAGCACAGAAGGACUUCCCGACAGGCAGUUGCAGCGCCACUGCUGGCUUACGAACCUGUCAUCUGAGAAGUGUGACAGACCUGGACACACAGCAUCCUGAUGAACUCCUCGUGUCUCUCAGGCAUUCGCAGUGUAGCUGGUCAAGUGACAUGAUUGAGACAGGGUCCUUAUGGCAAAGAAUCCAUCCUCUUCUAGCCACAUGGGCUUUCCCGUCUGCUUAUCGGGCUGAUGCUGCUGUCUGAGUACAAACUGCUUGUUUCCAGUGGAGCCAGUAGUGCUUACUGGCUGUGGCAGCAUUGGGGUUUCCAGAGAAACCUCAGGAGUGAGCGGAAGAACGGUGUGGAGAUGAAGGUAUCCAGCCAUAUGAGAUCACCUCUGACCACCCUCCCUCAGCUCACAGCAAACUAGGAGUACUAC